UUGUGUAGCAGUAGUAACAGUAACAAUUAUUGUUUUCUUGUUAUUAUUAUUAUUAUUAUAAUAAAAUAUGCAAGUGGGUUUGUCCAAGAUUUUCUUUGGCUCUUCAGUUCUUUCAAGCAUUCAUCUGAGAGAGAGAGAAAGAGAGUUGCAGCUUAUGUGGGGUUUGAGAUUUUUCUGAGUCCUGGGUCAAGCCAUCCUCCAAGACUCUAAUGGAUCCAGAUCAAUCUGAGGACUCGCCAUCAAACUCAGCCAACUCUCACGGACCAACUCAACCUCAAUCACCGUUCCCUGAUGAAGUGUUGGAAAAAGUCCUUUCAUUCAUAGAUUCACGCAAAGACCGGAGUUCAGUGUCCCUUGUGCGCAAAGAUUGGUAUAAUGCUGAGAGAUGGACGAGAUCAAAGCUUUUUAUAGGGAACUGCUAUUCAGUGUCACCAGAAAUCGUGGCCAGAAGAUUUCCAAGAAUUAAGAGUGUUACACUUAAAGGGAAGCCAAGAUUUUCUGAUUUCAAUAUGUUGCCACGGGAUUGGGGUGCUAAUGUGCAUUCUUGGUUGGUCAUGUUUGCCAAGGUUUACCCUUUUCUAGAAGAGCUGAGACUCAAGAGGAUGACUGUAACUGAUGAGAGCUUGGAGCUCUUGGCCAAGUCAUUCCCACGCUUCAAGGCUUUAACUUUGUCGAGUUGUGAUGGGUUCAGUGACAAUGGCCUCAAAGCCAUUGCCAGUCAUUGCAGGAACUUGACUGAGCUCGACAUACAGGACAGUGUAACAGAUGAUGUUGGUGGAGGUUGGUUAAGUUGCUUCCCGGAGAACUUUGCCUCACUGGAGGUACUAAACUUUUCCAGUCUCAACUGUGAGGUCAGUUUUGAUGACCUCGAGAGACUCGUUGGUCGGUGCAAAUCAUUAAGGGUUCUGAAGGUCAAUGAUAGUAUUACCUUGGACCAAUUGCGACGGUUGCUCGUGCAUGCUCCUCAAUUAAUGGAGCUUGGUACUGGCUCCUUCAUGCAAGAACUUACGCCUCGCCAAUACGAAGACAUUGAGAGUGCAUUUAGCAACUGUAGAAAUCUCCAAGUUCUUUCAGGUUUAUGGGAAGCAACUUCCCUUUAUCUCCCUGUUCUCUAUGGAGCUUGUGCCAGUCUGACUUUCUUGAACUUGAGCGAUGUGGCCCUUCAAAGUAGUGAAUUUGCUAAGCUUCUUGUUCACUGCCCUAAUUUGCGACGCCUUUGGGUCAUUGAUACUGUUGAAGACAAGGGGCUCGAGGCUCUUGGAUCCAGCUGUCCGUUGCUCGAAGAACUCCGAGUCUUCCCUUCUGAUCCUUACGACCGGCAUCAUCGUGAUGGGGUGACUGAGUUGGGCUUCUUGGCCGUGUCUCGUGGAUGUCGCAAACUCCGCUAUGUCCUCUACUUUUGUCGGAGGAUGACCAAUGCUGCUGUCGUUACUAUAGUUCAGAACUGCCCUGAUUUUACCCACUUUCGUCUUUGCAUAAUGACCCCAGGGCAGCCAGAUUACCUGACAAACGAACCUAUGGAUGAAGCCUUCGCUGCUGUGGUUAAAACUUGCACUAAGCUUAAGAGGCUUUCAGUUUCAGGCCUUCUAACUGAUCUGACAUUUGAGUAUAUUGGGAAGUAUGCCAAAAAUCUUGAGACACUUUCCGUGGCUUUUGCUGGCAGCAGUGAUUGGGGGAUGCAAUGUGUUCUCGAAGGUUGUCCUAAGUUGAGGAAGCUUGAAAUACGAGAUUGCCCAUUCGGAAAUGCGGCUCUGUUGUCUGGACGAGAGAAAUAUGAAAUGAUGAGGUCGUUAUGGAUGUCAUCAUGUAAUGUAACAAUGAAGGGAUGCAGGCUGCUUGCAAGAGAGAUGCCAAGACUGAAUGUUGAAGUUAUCAAAGAUGAGGGAAAUGAUGACGGUCAAGCGGACAGAGUUUAUGUCUACCGUUCAGUAGCCGGGCCAAGACGUGAUGCCCCACCAUUUGUUCUUACUCUUUGACAGUGAGGGAAAAGGAAUAGUUGGAAAGUCGACCUAUAUGCUUGGCGUUAGUGUGGGAUCAAGUAAUCAAAUGUAAAUUGGUUCCAAAAAGCAACAGUUGAGGGGAUCAGCUUCGACAUUGGAUCAUCGGAAGAAGUAUAAUAAAUGGGGUGAGUACUUAAUGCCCAUGUAUUUGCAGUCAAAGUCUAACUGGGGCAUGAAGCUAUACCAAGGCUCAACUUUUAAAUCUUAGCUCAUUUUCUUUAUUGAUUCGUCUGAACGAGUAGAAAAGAAAGGUGUAAGCUAUCGAGAGUGCAUUUGUUACAAUAGAAGAUCUAUCUCCCCAGUUGAUUUUUCGUAUCUUUCCUAUUGUAUUGUUAGUGGCUUAAAAUCUGUAGAAACUGUAUCAAAAAACGAUUAACAGUGUUGAGGUGGCUGAAAAAUGAAUUGGUGAGUUUCAGCUUAUCUGCAAACUCCUGACUGGGGAAGAUCAUAUCGGCAACACAGAGGGUUUGGAUUCAGGCUGAAACUUGAAAACCGUCGUUGUGCUGGUAGAGGAUGCAUCUAGCUUAACUAUCAUCCAUGAAACCUCCAUCAGAUGUUGACUAAUCUGAGAUUCAGGAUAAUAGAAAAUGUUGUUUAGGGUAAACGUUACUAUGUUGUUUGUCCUCGAUCAUCAUCGUCAUGAAUCAAGAUUUGUCCUGUGAAUGGUACGCUACAUUCGUGAAUGAAUUUUUCUGAGGUAAGCAUA
Sesamum indicum (sesame) is the source of this 2706-nucleotide messenger RNA. RefSeq names its product protein TRANSPORT INHIBITOR RESPONSE 1. The record is from RefSeq and is a predicted model, not a curated record. Gene Ontology annotation, biological process: SCF-dependent proteasomal ubiquitin-dependent protein catabolic process. Gene Ontology annotation, cellular component: SCF ubiquitin ligase complex. Gene Ontology annotation, molecular function: protein binding. NCBI's taxonomy places the organism in Eukaryota, Viridiplantae, Streptophyta, Magnoliopsida, Lamiales, Pedaliaceae.